GAAUUUUUGUAGAAACAUGAUAUCUUUCUUCAACUGAGUUUCCUAGCUGUGGAGCCUAAAAACAGUAUAUAAAGCAAUGUUUUUCCUGUCUUUUCGUCGGUUUCUUAUUGUUCUAUUGUAAGUUGCUCAAUUUAUUGCAAUCUAAUUUGUUAGCUAUACUACUUGAAACAAACCAAAAUGAUUUCUUAUGCCUUGGAUCCAAUUGCCUAUUUAUCUCAUUAUUACACAAAAUACGAGGAUCUUUUGAAAAAUUACAUAUUUACACCUUCAAAUAUUACUAAUUACUGUAUAAUCUCUGUCAUCUCAAUUACUAUCCUUUAUCAACUCUAUAAAACCAAAUACAUCAAAAAUAAUAACUCCAACAACAACAAUAUAUUGAUAUACAUCUGCUAUCUUUACUACGUCUUGAGCAUCUACUCAAUUUUAAUCAAAUUUUAUUAUGAUAAUGAAAUUUAUUUACAAAACAAAAACUUCAAGAUUAUAAUUGAGGUAUUUUUAAAAGCUCAUUCUUUACUUGCUUUUGCUGUCUUUUGUUAUUUUGUUUAUUCCAACUCUUCUCAUUUCAAUUCCAAUAAUGAACUAGGUUAUUCCUUUAACCAAUUAAAUAACAAUACCAAUCAAAUCAAUAGUAAUAUCAAGAAUGAUAUUUCAUUAGAAAAGAAAAAAAUCGACUAUCCUGAGUGGGAUUUCAAUCCUGAAAAAUUCAAUUUUAAACUUGAUUCUUUAUUUUAGUUAAUUAUAUUAUAUACUACAUUAUAUAUAUAAAAUAUUCAAUUUUUAUUCUGUUAAAAUGUUCUUAAUGUGUUUUUUCCCUUUAUGUUUUUUUAUUUUAAAUUUUCAUUUGAAUUUUCAUUUGAAUUUUCUGUUAAUUAGGUCUUAUUUAUACAAGUGUUUUUUACUUUGUUUCACUUUAUUUUUCAUUUUCUAUUUUCUAUUUUCUAUUUUUUAGUUUUUGAUCCUCUAAUCUUCUAAUCUUUAUUUUUUUAUUUUUUAGUUCACCCUUAAACUUUAAUAAAUGUU
This is a messenger RNA of Ascoidea rubescens DSM 1968, 1020 nucleotides long. RefSeq lists its product as uncharacterized. Lineage: Eukaryota; Fungi; Ascomycota; Saccharomycetes; Ascoideales; Ascoideaceae. The record is from RefSeq and is a predicted model, not a curated record. The transcript has a single exon. The coding region runs from base 178 to 732 and encodes 184 amino acids.